CAGUCCCCAACGCGGUUCACAAUCCGUUCGCUCGUUUAAAACCGUGUAUGCGUGUGGCGUGACAACUCAGAUCGCUGCCCGACUCGUCGCCGGCAACAAGUAAUAAGACUGACGAUAAAAACAUAACAUUACGAUAUAAUACCGUAUACGCGUUAUAGCCUAUUACAGGCAGACUGUUGAAAUUUUGACACCGAAGCAGAUGACCCGCAGAACAUCGACGGCCAAAGAGAAAGAACACUGCGUUGAUUGGAUCGACCUUGAAGACAUUCGAGAUCAAGAAAAAGUUUGGCUAAAAAGAAUGAUGUCAACUGAUAAGUUCCUUGUACCAGGAAAUGAAGAACAGAAAAUAAGCAGUGUUGUGUUUGAAGCACCAAUGUCUGAAGCAAAAAGCACUGCUGAACAGAACCAAUUAUAUGAACGACAGCCAUGGCAGAAACUUGUAUUGAUAUUCUUAGCUGAACUGUUUGGUACUGCCUUUUUAAUGUUCUUUGGUUGUAUGGGAUUGGUUCCUAAAUAUCCGGGUGGUGAGCUUGGUGAGUACAGUGGUGCUAUUGCUUUUGCUGGAAUUGUAGCUGUUACUAUUGUUAUUAUUGGUCGCAUCAGUGACUGUCAUAUAAAUCCAUGUGUUACAUUAUGUGCAUUAUUGCUUGGUAAAUUACCAAUAUUAACAGCAAUUAUUUAUUUCGUUGCUGAAGUUUUAGGAGCUAUAAUCGGUUAUGGAAUUUUAGUGGUUAUUUCACCUUAUAAUAUAUUAAAUUCACCAGAUUCCGGAGUUUGUGUAACAAGCCCAGUUGUUGGAUUGACUGCAUGGCAAGCUCUUUUAAUUGAAGCUAUAACAACUGGAGUUCUAAUACUUCUAGUAUGUUCUGUCUGGGAUCCUAAAAGUGGUAAUGGAGAUUGUGGGUCCCUGAAAUUUUUAGUUAUGAUAUUCUUGACAUCAGUUGUUGUUGGCCCUUUCACUGGAAAUAGUUUAAAUCCAGCACGAUCAUUAGCACCAGCAAUCUACAACAAUUCAUGGAACAUGCAUUGGAUAUACUGGGUUGGUCCAUUUUCUGGAACUAUCACAUCAACUCUUUUCUACAAAUAUAUUAUUAUGGCAUUAGAUAAUGAAGAACGAGUAAAAUAAAGUGAUAUUGUUUUUUUUUUAAUAGACUUGAGUUUCACAUACCUGACAGCGCUCAAAUUCAAUUUCCAUUGUGCUUCUUUUACAUUAAAUGCUAAAGUCAUUGUAAAUUGUGUCCUGUAAUAUUGUUUAUGGUACAUUCAUCUCCAUGUUUAAUUAUCUACUUAAUUAUGUUUUUAUCUCCACUAAAUUAUUUAGUCUUUUUAACUGUUUGAUUUUAUUCUACUAGACUAGAUAUUUUCCUAUGGUAUAUGAGUUUUCUUUAUGCAUAUA
Melanaphis sacchari is the source of this 1396-nucleotide messenger RNA. Its product is annotated as aquaporin-like. The transcript is spliced from 8 exons. The record is from RefSeq and is a predicted model, not a curated record. Bases 200 to 1126 code for a protein of 308 amino acids. Gene Ontology annotation, cellular component: plasma membrane. Lineage: Eukaryota; Metazoa; Arthropoda; Insecta; Hemiptera; Aphididae. Gene Ontology annotation, molecular function: water channel activity. Gene Ontology annotation, biological process: transmembrane transport.